GUAUGUCAUUCUCGUACUUUACGGUAAUUCAUUCUGUUCAAUAAUCACAUCAGGAAUAACAAUUUCAGUCGCAUAUAAUAACACACACUUUAAUAUAAAAUUUAAGAGUUUAAAAAAUAUAUGAAGCGUGGAGCACAUUUGCUUUAUCAAACAUGAUAAUAAAUAAGAGCUUUAAGAAAAUGCAUCAACAUUUUCCUCUUCAUGUUACUAAAAAAUCGAAAAAUAUGUUAGUUCUAGUCUAGUGAUUGAUUUAUCUUUAAAUAUUUGUACUUACAAAUAGGUGAUGUAAGAUUGAUUUUGAAAACGCAUUACACUAAAACUAAACUUGACGUUGUACUCAACGAAUGAGAAUACAAAAUGGGAAACAGAAGAAAAGUUCGAAAGUUUCAUGUGUAAAGCAUCAAGCAAACUGAAGAAUGUGCUCGCAGUUGCGCCUGCGUUAAACGAAAAAUAAACGCAAGCAUUUUCUUUACAUAUUUAAAUAAUAAAAAAACUAUAGUGCUAUAUGUAUGUGUGUGUGUGCGGCAAUUUAUGUUAUUAUAGUUGCGUUUAUGAUAAUACGUUCUUUUUCUGCUACCGCUCUAGAAAAUUGAUCAAUUGUCCCUCAUUAUCACUUAUUUCGAUUUUAUAUCGCUUAGAGGUAACUAUAGAAAAAAUUGUCUGCACGCGAGGGGUGAUUCCUCCCCUUAGGGAGGGUGAAAAUAAUCUUUCUCGUAUACGGAAUAUAGUCAUGUCUCUGCCAAAGUGUGAGAUGGACUUCGCUGGAGAACGAUACUACAGGUUCAACAAGAUUCUUCUGAAUUGUUUCGGAUUAUGGCCAUCGCAGACAAGACGCGUAAAAAUUCUGUUUGUAUUCUUCAGCGCCAUAUUCUUCUCCUUUAUUUUUGUGCAGUUCUCUGCGUUAGUCACUUCAAAGCGUGAUCUAGAUCUGGUUCUUAAAGUUCUUUCCCAUGUCUUGCCUGUUCUCAUCUAUACUAUGAACUACAAUGCUUACUACUUUAAUGCCAAGAAAGUCAAGCUGAUGAUGACUGAAGUAUGCAACGAUUGGAACGCAUUAGAUGACAAGAGAGAAAUUGAGAUAAUUGAAAAAUAUACUUACUUCAUGAAUAUCUAUACGAUUAGUAUUAUGGUAUUCCUCUGUAUCUGCAUGGUACUCUUCGUUUUUCUGGAAAUUUGGCCUAUUAUGCUCGAUUUUGUUGUACCAUUGAAUGAAUCUCGACCACGUAAGAUGCACGUGGUAGCGGAAUAUUUUAUCGACCGUGAAAAAUAUUUUCCUUUCAUGCUGUUACACGAAAUAGUAGCGUGUUUAGUAGGAGGCGUAACACUUUUAAGUACUGGAACGAUAUGUAUGAUUUAUGCUAGUCAUGUCUGUGGCAUGCUAAAGAUCGUCAGUUUCCGCAUAGAACAUGCAUUAGGAAAAAACGUACUGCAACAUUCCACCUCUCAGGUAGAACGAAUAAUAUGCGGCAGAAUAGUUCGUGCUGUAGAGUUACAUCGAAAAAUUCUGAAAUUCUUUGAUUUUAUGAUAUCAACUUUUGUAGUACCAUUUGGUAUAUUAAUUGUUAUUGGAGUUACCUCUGCAACCGUUAAUUUAUAUCGCCUUCUUCAACCGAGUACCAUGAAAAACAUAUCAGAGUUCACUUCAUCUCUCAUGCUUCUAAUUAUGCAUUUUCUUUAUAUGUUUGUGGCGAAUUUUAUCGGACAAAUAAUAACGGAUCAUAGUACUGAUAUUUAUAAUACAACGUGCAAUGUAUUAUGGUAUGUUGCUCCACUGUCGUCACAAAAAAUAUUAUUAUUUUUAAUGCAUAGGACUAUGAAAAGCGUAAAACCAACUAUUGGCAAUCUGUUUGUGGCAUCAUUAGAAGGUUUUGCCACGCUCUCUACCACAUCGCUAUCUUACUUCACGAUGCUUUAUUCUCUACAAUAAUAGGAGAUAAAAUCAGAAAUACUAGUAGUCAUCAUGCUGACAUGCUGAUAUGUAACGUCACAAAUAUGAUUUAACAGUAAUAAUGUAUUAGAAAUUAUCAAGUAUAAACUUAUGUAAAUAAUAUUGAGAUUUUUUAAUACUUUUAUUAAAAAUGUCGUAAUUAUUUAUAUGUUAUUUAUAUAGCACUGUAGAUACAAUAUUAUCAGUAAGACAUCAUCUUAUUAGACAUUGUAUUAACGAUUUCUUAAAGCUGUAUAAGUUUUGUACAAAGAUGAUUUUUAAUUCUGACAAUAAACAUUUCACUUGC
Messenger RNA from Ooceraea biroi (clonal raider ant), 2234 nucleotides. RefSeq lists its product as uncharacterized. The record is from RefSeq and is a predicted model, not a curated record. Lineage: Eukaryota; Metazoa; Arthropoda; Insecta; Hymenoptera; Formicidae. Gene Ontology annotation, cellular component: plasma membrane. Gene Ontology annotation, molecular function: odorant binding; olfactory receptor activity. Gene Ontology annotation, biological process: detection of chemical stimulus involved in sensory perception of smell; sensory perception of smell.